Molecule: messenger RNA, 2400 nt
Organism: Meloidogyne enterolobii
Lineage: Eukaryota; Metazoa; Nematoda; Chromadorea; Rhabditida; Meloidogynidae
Source: the annotation of a GenBank genome assembly
AUGCACAUUUUUGUUGAAUUUGCUUUUCAAAUUUUGGUUGAUCAAUUAAAAGGACGUUCAGUAAAUGUUGAAACAGAAAAUGAAAAUUGUUUGUUUUUUUAUUUUAAAUUAAUUUUAGAUUUAUUUUUUCUUAUAGUGAUUGAAGAAGAAAAUUCUCCAGUUUUAAAUGAUAACCCAACUCAGGCUAAAGAAUUCAUUCCAUUAUUGGAACAGUUUGUCCCGAUUCUUUUGGAAGCUCUCAAAAAGAAAUAUGACAAGAUCACUGCGCUUUCCCUUCGUUUAAUAUUUUAUUUAUUUAAAUGGCCUUUGGAAUCUUUAAAUUCACGUCUCUCAGAGCUUUUUGAUCUACUUUUUGUUGUUCUUAAUGAUUAUGCAUCACUUGGACAAUCUGGCAAUCGUCCAACAAUUAUAGAAUUACAUUUAAAUCUCUUCAAAUGUUUCACACAUCUUUUACGUUCUUCACCAAUUAUUUCUUCAUUAAAUACUGAUAGAUUACAACUUUUAUUAAAUUAUGUGGAAACUGAUAUUCUUGAUCAACAAAAACAAACAACUGCUUUCAAUUUAAUUAAAGCUAUAAUUAAUAUGAAAAUUGAUGAUGAAAAGAUAACAAAUAUUAUUGAAUAUUUAUCAGAAAAGGCAAUAACUUCACUUUCUACAAAUAUUCGAAGCCAAUGCAGACAGACAAUUCUUCUUUACCUAAUAAAUCAUCCUCAAGGAAUGCGUAAUUACGAGUAUUGGAUGGAAUUUUUUCUUAAUCAGACUGAAUAUGAAAUUGUUGAUGGACGUUUAUCUGCAUUAGAAGAAGCAAAUGAUCGUUAUGCAAUGUUAGUUUUCUUAAAAUUGGCUGCUCGUUUACAAAAUGAAGAUAAUGAGCAAUGUCUUCAAUUUAUUGUUAUUUGUUUGCGUAAACUUUUUACUUCAAUUACUGAAAGUUUAUUUAUUGAUUUGCAUUCAGCAGCAACAGAUUGGCUGUCAGCACGAAAGCCAUCAAUUCGUGUUCUUGCUUGGCGUUUAUUUACUCAAUUUGUUCUGUCUAAUUCGUCUCAUUUUACUAAACAUUUAUUAUUGAAAAUUGUUCGAAAAACUUUUGAAGAGUUUUGUAUUGAACCAAACAAAUUCUCGUCUCCAGAUGUGUCACUUGAUUGUAAAUUAUCUUUAUGCGAGUUCCUUAAUGCCGUUGCUGAGAAUAAUCCCGAAGAACUUUUUAAUGGAAUUUUUGAAUUUGAUGAUCAACUUGAUGAAACAAAAAAAUUUAAAAAAACAUUGAGAAAGAGAAAAUUGAAGCGAAUAGAAAAGGGUGAAGAAAGUGAAAAUUCGAACAUUCCUCAGCACAACUUUGGGAAUUUUAUUGAAAAUUUGGAGUUUUGUCUUUUAUCUGUUAAACAACGAAAUGAACAACAACAAACAUAUGAAAGCUUAAAACUUUCAAUUUGUGCAGCUACAUUUUUAAAUACAUGGAUUGGACAUUUAAAUAUUCGAGAAAAAUUGAUUAAUUUAUUAAAUAAAAGAACAAAUACAGACGAAAACAACAAAGAUGGCAGUAAGCUUUAUUCUUUUUGUAUUUGCCUUGUUUUAUUGCUGGAGAAUGGGAGGAGAAGAGGAAGAAAAGAUGAAGAAUUGAGAAAUGAAGAUGAAGAAGAGAAAUUACAAGAGGAAGAGGGCGAAGAAGAUGAAGAAAAAUUAAUAAAAAAUGAAGAGGAAAAUUUUGAAGAAGAAAAUUUGGUAGAAGAAACUUGCGAAGAGAACAAAAUUCAAUUAAAUCGGGAAAAUACAAAGGAAGAAAGAAGAGAAUUUUGGAAUGAUACUUUGGCUGAUUUGGCAAUACGCUUACUAACCCAUUUUAUGCUGGCUUUGGAUAUUUCCAAACAAUUUGAAAUUUUAUGCAGACGAUUGUCUAGGAUUUGUUGGAUUGAAGCUAUUAAGGAGACGGGGAAAACGAAAAAGCGCCUUUGUAUCUUCAAAAUGAUGGGAGUAUUAGUAUUAAAAUGUGAUUCAAAUUCCGAACGUUUUGGACAUCUUGUUAACAAUUUCUUGCCUCUGUUAUACCGUGAAAUGAGUGACUCUUUAAGAAUAUCAGAAGAAAAAAAUAAAAAUGAAGACUUGCAAAUGUUGGCAUCUGAAGUUGGAAAUUUUUUUAGAAAACAGUUGGGUGAUAGAGAAUAUUCAACACAACUUGCCAAAUGUCAACGAGAAAAAGAUGAACGAAAGCAGAAGAGAAGAGAACAAGCAAAGGCAAUGUUAAUUUUAAAUCCAUCAACAGCAAUUACAAUUAAACAAAAAAGGCAUUUACGUAAAAGAACAACAAAAAUGAGAAAAAUGGAUGAAAUUAAGCCUUAUAGAGCCUUCAAGAGGAGGAGAAGAGAGGAAGCUUUGCAAAGGAUAAGAAGUGAGGAAGUUUAA